Messenger RNA from Sphaeroforma arctica JP610, 2019 nucleotides. RefSeq lists its product as hypothetical. The coding region runs from base 91 to 1482 and encodes 463 amino acids. The transcript has a single exon. The record is from RefSeq and is a predicted model, not a curated record. Gene Ontology annotation, molecular function: protein binding. Lineage: Eukaryota; Ichthyosporea; Ichthyophonida.
CUUCACCAUAGCUGUGAUGAUUAGGUCUGUGUGUACUGUAUACCAGACCUGUCAUAUCCAUAUCCAAUACAUAUACUUGAACUCCAUACAAUGACAACAUUCGAGAUAGCUGGGGUGAGCAUACCCACCGAAUUACUUGUAAGGAUCUUCAGUGAGCUUGAUCGAGACACUCUGCGUGCGUGCAAGCUAGUGUGCAAAUACUUUAAUAUCGUCGCAAAUGACCCCUUCUUGUACACUCGCCUGCCGUUAGCGCUGACGGCGUCUGAGGUACUGUGCGACCGUACGAGAUCGGACUAUGUGAUGUCACGGUUGUCAAGAUACCCAUAUUUGGAAGAGUUUUAUCUACCUUCGGGAUUAGACAGUGGAGAGGGGUUGGAAGCGCUGUUGAGACUUGCACCCAAGCUGUCGCGGGUGAAUUUGAGGUAUAUAGACGCUGACCGGUGGAAAGGCAAGGAAAUAAAACAUUUCCUGGAAUCCUUGGUGGAAGUGUUACCGAUACGAAAGAUCUCUGUGCCUGUGAGCAUGGAUGCAUAUACCUUCCUCCAUGUGAUUGAUGUGUUCCAUACUGAGAGUUUCAUACCCUCGACGAUACAAUCCGAGUCCCUACGUGAGCUAUACGCAGCCGACACCCCCAGCACGGCCCAAUUACUGCAAGGGUGUCCCAACAUACAAAAGUUAAUCCUUGCUUAUGCACGCUUAGAGGAGCCAUUGUAUAGUGAUUCCCUACGUACACUAGAAGUAUCCGAGGUGCACGUGAAGGAUGCGAUACUCAACUGUUCGGUACUUACAUCGCUUUCAGUGGACUUUGUAGAUAACUGGGGUAACCUAGCAACCAAGAACUUGAAAUCAUUAACACUCCACGAUGACGGCGACUACGAUCCACCCAUAGACCUCGAGGACCUACCCAAGCUCCAACAUCUAUCAGUCAACUUCAUAACCCAACCACUUGCCAGCGAGCAAUUAGUCUCCCUCACCCUUAGACAACGGGGUGUUAGUGAAGGUCUUAUGGGCACGCCUAAUCUGAAGACGCUAUCGCUACAGACCUCUAUACCGACCUCUAUACCCGCUGGACUACACACUCUCGUGUUAGAUAACCUGUCAUUCUUCCCACCCGAGCCCUCCUUCUUUGACACCGAGCUGCCGAAUCGGCUACACAGGCUGACCACCUUACACUACAGAGACACCGUACGCACAGUCAUUGCAUCCCCUGCCCUGGAGAUACUGCGUGUGAACCGGUUUUUCACCCAUCACGAGCUUGUAGCCACCGUGCGUGCGUGUCCGUGUUUGCGUAAGAUAUACCUGCUGCACGGGCGGCCUUGGGAGAGAGAGUCCAAUACAAUGGAGGCCAAGAACAGGCAGUGGGGGGACUUCGCAGUAUUGGAGGAGUUGCCCAGUGUGUUCAUACCACUCGACCUCAGUCGCACACAAGGACCGGUUUUCUCAGACUUGUUGCUGGCUGGUAAGGUGUCGUACUUCGGUUGAUGUUGAUAGUUGUUGGAUGAUAUAGAGACCUGUGGUAGUGGGUGGUGGGAUGAUAUAGAGAUACGGUCUAUUAUAAGAUACUAUGUACGGGUGUGUGUUGAAGAUCAAGGUAUAACUAGUAUCGUAUUUCAAUGCAAUGUCUGAUCUGUAUACAAAGAUCUGUGCCGUUCAGUGGGGAGACAGCACGACAAUAGAAGGGAACCCACCCAGUAGCUUCAUACCGCUCGAUCGGAGCACAAACCACCUUACUCAUUAUUCUGAGUACGAUCACAUGACAAGGCCUGGAUCACCUCUAUCAACAUUUAAAGUGAGCCGAGGGGAGUGUGGUCUGAGGAAUAUGCUAUGUGUGUACAGGCAGUUGACACCACAGAGUACUUAUUAUACACAGGCUAUCACUAUCAGCACUUGGGUGUAUACUACCUAGCUGGGUGGUAUGACUUGGGUAUUUGUAUUUCAUGAUCCCAAUUGUAUUACUAUGUAAAGCCUGCCACCCACCGUGCCCAGCCGAGGACUACUAUGUUGCUGCAUUAAACGCGU